Aplosporella prunicola CBS 121167 is the source of this 479-nucleotide messenger RNA. RefSeq lists its product as uncharacterized. The record is from RefSeq and is a predicted model, not a curated record. Bases 150 to 440 code for a protein of 96 amino acids. NCBI's taxonomy places the organism in Eukaryota, Fungi, Ascomycota, Dothideomycetes, Botryosphaeriales, Aplosporellaceae. The transcript has a single exon.
CUUUUUCCCACUCUGCCUUGACUUCAUGCUUGGUUUGGCUUGGCUACAGUAUCCUGGCUAUUCUGUCAUCUAUCUAGACCUGACUGAGGAAGUCUGGCCGUCUUACAACCUGGUUACCCAUCCUACUGGCGACAGGCGGCAACAGGCGGAUGAGACGGGCAUCCUCUCUACUACAGCUUCUUCAUCUUGGUACUUCUUCCGACCUUCCUUCUUCACUAUACUACAUGUGUGGGACAUCAUCGAUUGGAGUCACGGACGGGACGGGCGAGGCGCAGGAGCUGGGCAGCUGUUUUUUGUUUGAGCUUUUUGUUGUUGUCGUUGAGUUUGAGCCUUGUGUUUUGAGCUUCUUAAGCUUUUUGUGCGUCGUGCGUCGCUUGUUUGCUUGUUUGUUUGUGUGGCUCGCGUUGCAUUGCAAGAGUGCGGUAUCGAUCGUUGCGUAGAUGAGUUUGGGGCUUUUUGCCUUGCAUCCGGUGGGUCGC